Molecule: messenger RNA, 1862 nt
Organism: Rhinichthys klamathensis goyatoka
Lineage: Eukaryota; Metazoa; Chordata; Actinopteri; Cypriniformes; Leuciscidae
Gene: sccpdha.1
Product: saccharopine dehydrogenase a, tandem duplicate 1
Exons: 12
Coding region: 47-1330 (427 amino acids)
Biological process (GO): glycolipid biosynthetic process
Cellular component (GO): lipid droplet; plasma membrane; mitochondrion
Source: RefSeq, a predicted model, not a curated record
GGUCCCACUCUGUCUCUUCCAGUAUCCCAGUCUGUCUCUUCCAGCUAUGGCGGCGUUCAGCACCUCAUCCAGCAGACCCUACCACAUCAUCAUCUUCGGCGCUUCGGGUUUCACGGGACAGUUCGUGGUGGAGGAGGUGGCCCGCACCGCAUCCGAGGGUCCCAAGGGGAGUUUGAAAUGGGCCGUAGCCGGCAGGAACAGAGCCAAGCUGGAGAAAGUUGUUGAGCAGGCCGCUGGAGUUCUCGGUAAGCCGGAGUUGAAGUCUGAGGUAGAUGUGCUCAUCGCGGAUGUCAGCGAUGCCGACUCAUUGGCUGCCAUGUGCAAACAGGGAGUCAUUGUGCUCAGCUGUGUGGGGCCUUAUCGAUUUUUUGGUGAACCUGUGGUCAAAACGUGCGUGGAGAACGGAGCACACUGCAUUGAUAUCUCCGGAGAACCACAGUUCCUGGAGAGUAUGCAGCUAAACUACCAUGGCCAGGCUGCUGAAAAGGGCGUCUACGUUGUGGGAAGCUGUGGUUUUGACUCCAUUCCUGCAGACAUGGGCGUCAUUUACACCAGGGACCAGUUUAAAGGGACAAUAACUGCUAUUGAGAGCUUUUUGACUGCAAAUGCAGGGCUUGAGGGAGGCAGCAUCCAUGAUGGCACCUGGCAGUCGGCCAUCUAUGGCUUAGCUGACGGCCCCAAGUUGCGAAGCCUCAGGAAGAAGUUUAGUCACAAGCCUCUUCCUGUGGUGGGGGCAAAAAUUAAAAGGAGGGGUGCGCUGUUUUAUAGUAAUGAGGUACAGCAAUAUGCACUUCCCUUCAUGGGUUCUGACCCAUCAGUGGUGAAAAGGACCCAGCGCUACUUACAUGAAGAACUCAAUGAGUCACCGGUUCAGUAUGGGGCGUAUGUUGGUGUCGGCGGUAUUUCCAACAUUUUUAAGCUUGUCUUCGCUGGAAUGAUGUUCUGGUUCCUUGUAAAGUUCAGCUUUGGCAGAAAUCUCCUUAUUAAGUUUCCAGAGUUUUUCUCAUUUGGCUACUUCUCCAAAGAUGGUCCAACUAGAAAACAGAUGGAGGGCUCCUCUUUCCGUUUCGUCUUUUUUGGAGAGGGUUACACUGAAGAUCAGGACCUCACCGAGGGCAAACCCAACGGCAAGAUCCGCACUGUGGUCAAAGGACCAGAGGCAGGAUAUGUCACCACACCAAUCGCUAUGGUUCAAGCGGCCAUUACCAUGUUGAAUGAAUCAGAUUCUCUUCCAAAAACUGGCGGCGUGUACACUCCAGGAGCGACGUUCGCCAAGACCACCCUCAUCGACCGCCUCAACAAACACGGCAUUCAGUUCUCCGUCCUUUAAGUCCCUUCUUCCGAAGCACCUAUUCAUUUUCUUGCUUGAGCGUUGAGAAAUGUUGUUGCUAUUUGAAGCUUCCUCGGCUAUCUUGCAGUUUUCCGGUUUAGUGUCCUGGCUUGCAAACAGUAGACUGGGAUGAGUUUACUAGCAUGCACUCUGCUCAAAUGGCUGUGAAAUUUGAACUACAAGUGCGGCACAAAUCCCUCCAUUUUAUCACACGUGUUUCGGUUUGGAAUUUGAAUUUUGUUCCAAUGUUUUUUUUUUAUCACUAACAGAAAUGCUCAUUCUCACAGAUGACCGACAUCUCUGAAAACAUAUUUAAAGCACACCCAGAGUUGAAAGAAAAUAUAGAGAAAGUUUUUGUUAUAUUGUCAUGAGUUGUUAUAUUUGUGAAUCCUAUUACUAGAACAGGACAGUUAAACUAAUACAAGAAAUGAGAGAAAAUGUUUUAGAGACCAAUGAAUCUGUGAGUGUCUGAAAGAUUGCAGAAUGCUGUUCUGGCUUGUUUCUAACUAAAUAAAGUACAUAUCAAAUCGUA